AUGGAUAAUUUAAACAGAAAUGAUAUAAUUAGAAUAAAUGUUGGUGGAAAGAUAUAUAUGACAACACUUAAGUUAAUUUGUCAAUACAAAAAUUCACAUUUAUAUGAAAUUGUUUUAGGUGAUUUCAAUAAAAGGGAAAUAUUUAUAGAUAGAAAUGGAAAUAGAUUUGAAUAUAUUUUAGACUUUUUAAGAGAUGGAGUGCUUAUAUGUGAAAAUGAUAUUAACUUGUUAACAAGAAUAUUAAUCGAAGCAAUAUAUUUUAAGUUGUUUUCUUUAAUAAAAAUUAUAAAAAAAAAAAUUUAUUUGUUAUAUUCAAAUAUGGAUAGCAAUAUAAAUAAAAAAAUUUUUAGAAGUAUUAUUAAUUCAAUAGAAAAAAAAGGAAAAAUGAAAACAAGUAAAUUGAGAAAGCUAACAGAGGAUAGUUCUGAAUAUAGUAAAUUAAAAUUUUUUAACACUAAAAAAAAAAAAAAACAUCGCAUAAAUUUUCAGAAUAGUGUAAGCUUUAUAAAUGGAUUAGAUAAAGAAAAUAAUGAUUUAAACGAAUGUGCAGAUGGAAAAGUAAAUGAAGAAAAUAUUGAUACGAAAAAUUCAUCAGAAAUAUUUAAAAAUAGAGAUGAAAUAAUGUUUGAUAAUUAUGUGAAUAAUGAAAGUAAUAAAAAUAAUAUGAAUAUUAAAGAAAAUGAAAAAAUAUAUAGUAAUAGCACAUUAAGUUUGCAUAAUAUAAAUACAAGUGAUGAUUAUAAUAUAACAAAUAAUUAUGUAAAUAAAAGUGAAAAUAUAUAUAAUAAAAAUUCUAUUUAUAAAAAUUGCUUAAAAGAGAAUAUUAAUAAAGACAAUUUUAUAUCUUUAGAAAAUAUGAAAUUAAAAGAUAUAGAUUCUAAGUAUGUUUCCUUUUCAGAAAAUAAUAAAAUUUUUUUAUACAAUAAUAAUGAUUCGGAAACAUUUAAUGGUGGUGAACAAGUAAAUGAAAAUUUUGGGAAAUUUCAUUUUGAUAUUAUUAACAAAAGCUAUGCAAAUAAUAAUAAUAAUAAUAACAAUAAUAAUUAUAAAUAUAAUAACAUGAAUAGACCACAAAAUCACAUUUUAAUAUAUUCAGAAAUAGAUGAUGUAGAAGAAACAUCACAUUUUCCAAUUGUUUCGAAUAUAAAUUUAGGAGAACAAAUAUUUAGUACAACUGUUGAUUUUUAA
Molecule: messenger RNA, 1188 nt
Organism: Plasmodium relictum
Lineage: Eukaryota; Apicomplexa; Aconoidasida; Haemosporida; Plasmodiidae
Product: conserved Plasmodium protein, unknown function
Exons: 5
Coding region: 1-1188 (395 amino acids)
Biological process (GO): protein homooligomerization
Source: RefSeq, a predicted model, not a curated record